AACUACAUAGGUAUAUAUGCGAGUAACACUCCAAAAAAGCUCACGGUGCCGGUUCCCAACUCAUAAGCAAAUUGAAUUACUUUAGAACCUCUGGAAUCUGGAACCUCUCAUAUGUGAUACGCAAAGCUCGAAUUGCAGAAGCUCGUUCCAGAUUUUUUUGUAGAUUGAUGGACUCAAGUCCAAAUUGGUUUGUUUCGCUUUUGAUUAUUGGAUCAGCUUUUUUGCUGGCCAAUGUUGCUUCUGCUGAAGAUGACUACCAGCGCUGUGAGAUUGCUGUAAACAAGUGGGCGACUUCUCAACUUAGUCAAGAAGUUAAAGAAGAUAAACAUACACUUCAUGACCUAUUGUUUUUCCUACAUAUACCGAGGACUGGAGGACGCACGUAUUUUCACUGUUUCUUGAAGAAGCUGUACUCUUCUCGGCUGGAGUGCCCUCGUUCUUAUGACAAAUUACGGUUCAAUCCAAGAAAAGCAAAUUGCAGAUUGUUAGUCACUCAUGAUGAUUAUAGCAUGAUGACUAAGCUGCCAAAUGAAAAAACUUCAGUGGUGACAAUACUAAGGAAUCCUGUUGAUCGUGUAUUCAGUACAUAUGAAUUCUCGAUUGAGGUAGCUGCUAGAUUUUUGGUGCAUCCUAACUUAACUUCUUCCAUACAAAUGGCUGGACGUUUGCGAAAGAAAAACAAGGGGGUUAGCACACUGGAUAUUUGGCCGUGGAAGUAUUUGGUUCCGUGGAUGAGAGAAGACCUAUUUGCUAGGAGAGAUGCUAGGCUGAGUCAGAACCUAAAUCAUGUUGAAAGUAAAGAUUCAUACAAUAUGGAAGACUUUGCUAUGCCACUGCAUCAAUACAUUAAUGAUCCAAUUGCUUUGGACAUCGUUCACAAUGGGGCUACUUUUCAGGUUGCAGGACUAACAAAUAAUUCUUAUUUGGCGGAGUCGCAUGAAGUGCGUACUUGUGUCCAGAAAUAUCAAUCUCUGGGAAAAUCUGUGCUUGAUGUGGCAAAGAGGAGGUUGGAUAAUAUGUUGUAUGUUGGACUGACUGAAGACCACAAAGGAUCUGCAACAACAUUUGCACAUGUAGUUGGUGCACAGGUCAUUUCUCAGUUGGUAGUAUCAAAUUCUAGCAAGGAACAUCAAGCUAAAAAUAUAACAGAACAGAGCUAUUCAAUUGCAGAAUUUCAAUCUCAAAAUGAUCAGCAUGAGACUACCCCUAUUGAUGAAAGCCCAAGAACUCUUUCACCUGCAUCUGGAGAGAUCAGAAAAAGUAAGAUGACCGUGGGAAAACUUGUGGAAGCUUAUGAAACGUGCAUUUCUAAUUUGCGGAAGUCACAAUCACAGCGACGAAUUAAUUCUUUAAAAAGAAUAUCCCCUGUCAACUAUACAAAAGAGGCACGUCGCCAGGUACCAGAAUCAGUUAUUGAGCAGAUAGUUUCCCUUAAUAGACUUGAUAUGGAGCUUUACAAGUAUGCUCAAAAUAUAUUUGCUGGGCAACAUGAGCAGAUGAUACAGAAGUUGUUGCAGGAAAGGCAAAGCAGCAUCCUGAUGAACUCAUAUAUCACUGCACCUUGGGAAAAUAUUUUGUUAAUUACCGCCAUCAUUUUGGUCGUUGUAGCUGUUUUUUCAUUUCUAAAUGCAAAAAGAAGAAUGUCUAAAGUUAAAAUAUGAUAUAUUUCGGUGCCAGCCAACAAAGAUCGGUGCCAAGAAAGGUUGGUAGAAAAGGAACAGUUCACUCUGCAGUGCAGCAGCGCCUGAUCCUUUUUAAAUUUUGAGCGACUUCUGCUGGGGGGCCUCACAAAUGUUGAAGCCCAAAACCAUUAUCUUGCCUGGGUGCCCAUCUCUUCCACAUGCCGUGUGAGGUGAUUUGGUCGACAACUUGAAACUGUGAUUCUUGUGGGUGGUAUUGAUCUGUUACGCUAAUUCUUUUGCCACUCUAUGUUUACCAAUGUAAAGAAUUUCAUUCUGCAAAUGCUGAGAGAUUCGUCCAUUAACUGCCCCAAUUUAAUCUAUAUAUUCAACUUGGACAUAGCAUAA
Messenger RNA from Beta vulgaris subsp. vulgaris (sugar beet), 2027 nucleotides. Its product is annotated as protein-tyrosine sulfotransferase. The transcript is spliced from 13 exons. Lineage: Eukaryota; Viridiplantae; Streptophyta; Magnoliopsida; Caryophyllales; Amaranthaceae. The record is from RefSeq and is a predicted model, not a curated record. The coding region runs from base 168 to 1661 and encodes 497 amino acids. Gene Ontology annotation, cellular component: membrane. Gene Ontology annotation, molecular function: heparan sulfate 6-sulfotransferase activity.